Molecule: messenger RNA, 1423 nt
Organism: Aspergillus heteromorphus CBS 117.55
Lineage: Eukaryota; Fungi; Ascomycota; Eurotiomycetes; Eurotiales; Aspergillaceae
Exons: 1
Coding region: 103-1224 (373 amino acids)
Source: RefSeq, a predicted model, not a curated record
CUCCACCCAUCCUCCACCCUCCCGCACCUAAAUAAAGACAUCCUCUCCUCCGCGUCACACCACCCACCGCACCAACACCCACACCCACCCACACCCGCCAACAUGGCCAAAUCCGCCCGCCGCGGUCCCAAGGUCAAGGCCUCAGCGACCUCCUCGACAAACACCUCGGGCACCUCGACACCCAACUCGCAAUCGGGCCCCAUCCCCCCGUUCACCAAAGCCCCUGAAUCCCUGAAACCAUUCCUCGAACCGUUCCCGCAACGCGAAGUCUACCUCGUCCACAUCGACACCGCGCCGGUGGACAUCAAAAAGCAAGCGUUCAUCGUACCAUGCGUGAUCAACGCCGCGAUCGUCGCCAUCCUCGCCUACCGGGUCUACAUGGUCCGCAACAUCUACCCAGCGAUGCUAGCCACCGUCGUCGGGAUGAACAGCUCCAUGAGCCUCGACACAUCAACAAUGGAAUGGGAAGAGAUCGCAAUGGUGGCCCUCCGUCGCAUCGGAACCGUUCUCCUCGACUACUUCCUCGUGACGGUGCUGUUUUCCUGGCCGAUCCGGUUCUGGUUCGGGCCGGUGCGAUGGCGUCGCACCGUCGGGUUCCGCGGCCACGAGAUCAUCGUCCGACGCAGCCAGCCCGACAUGACGCAGGGAUUGAAGCGUGAUCGCUGGAUCCGGGAAGACGAGGAAACGCGCGACAAGAUCGUCGCCGCCGUCACCCCGGAGCGCCUCAUGAAGACCGGAUAUCUGCUUGUCGACGCCGACUGGGACCUCGAUUACGAUGCCAUGAUCCACGCGCACGAGAUGGUCGCCGACCCCCACAAGUACGAGAAGAUCGGCCUGGACGAUUUCCGCACCGCCGUCAUCGUCAACACCGAUGCCCAUGGCUGGUUGAUCUGGCACGUCGGCGACGAGAACGAGGCCAUCAAUGCCACCACUCCCGGCCCGAAUCCCGGCCCCAGUACCCCCGAGGAGCCGGUCCGGUCCGCCCAGCGCGAUCAGAUCCUCGCGUUCAAGGAUAAGUUGACCGCCAUGGGCAAGGAGGACCUAUUCUUCCGCUGGGUCGAGCUGAUCCAGUAUGAGAGUACCCUGCCGGGCGGGUUCACGCCGGAGAGGCAGCGCUCGGCCAUGCUCCAGGUGCAAAAGCUUUUCGAAGAGAACGGAGUCAGCUUCUCGCAAUUCUGGGAGGACGUUGGAGGGUUGGAAGAGUUCACUGAACAGCUUGAUUAAUCCAUGUGCACAUGCACAUGCACAGGAAUCUUAUUUUUUUUUUUUUUCAUUUUACUUUCUACUCUUGUCUUUACUUAAACGACUAUCAUAAGGGCUUGAAUUACUGGAUGAGGCGGCGUCGGCGCCGUAUGGACUCGGAGUAGAUGGCAUAUUGCAGAUCAAUUUAUCUUGUCCUCGUUGUAACACCAUAACUACCAGC